CAGGUAUCGAGAUCACAUCUCUUCAGUUGGAGGAGAAGAGGCUUGUGGCAGAAAUCAAGCAAACAGCUAAAACUGGAAAUGAGGCGGCCACCAAGAUCUUAGCUCGGCAACUUGUUAGAUUGAGGCAACAGAUAACCAACUUGCAGGGAAGCCGUGCUCAAAUCCGGGGUGUAACCACUCAUACACAGGCUUUGUAUGCAAGCACCUCAAUCUCAUCAGGCAUGAAAGGUGCAACCACAGCUAUGGUUGCAAUGAACAAGCAAAUGGCACCGACCAAACAAGCUAAGGUGAUCAAGGAGUUCCAGAAGCAGUCAGCACAACUUGACAUGACGAUAGAGAUGAUGUCAGAGGCAAUUGAUGAAACACUUGACAAAGACGAAGCUGAAGAAGAAACCGAAGAUCUAACUAACCAGGUGCUUGAUGAGAUUGGUGUUGGUGUUGCAUCUCAGUUAUCUUCAGCUCCGAAGGGCCGGAUUGCUACAAAAACCGCUGCUCCCACUACAGUCAAUAACAAGAACGACUCGGAAUCUACCGAAGUGGAUGAUCUAGAGAGGAGGUUGGCUUCACUACGACGAAUCUGAGAGACAAUGAACCUUUCUUAUUUGCAGACCCAUCAUGCUUCAAAAGAAACAGCUUCAUGUUCUGAGAAAUCUGUAUAAUAUCUACUUAUGUAACAAACAAGUCUAAAUCGAACACACUUUACUUCUU
This is a messenger RNA of Brassica napus (rape), 708 nucleotides long. Its product is annotated as vacuolar protein sorting-associated protein 2 homolog 2-like. The record is from RefSeq and is a predicted model, not a curated record. Bases 222 to 581 code for a protein of 119 amino acids. The transcript is spliced from 9 exons. Lineage: Eukaryota; Viridiplantae; Streptophyta; Magnoliopsida; Brassicales; Brassicaceae. Gene Ontology annotation, biological process: protein transport; late endosome to vacuole transport; endosome transport via multivesicular body sorting pathway. Gene Ontology annotation, cellular component: multivesicular body; ESCRT III complex.